Messenger RNA from Kazachstania africana CBS 2517, 1155 nucleotides. Its product is annotated as type II protein arginine methyltransferase. The transcript has a single exon. The record is from RefSeq and is a predicted model, not a curated record. Bases 1 to 1155 code for a protein of 384 amino acids. NCBI's taxonomy places the organism in Eukaryota, Fungi, Ascomycota, Saccharomycetes, Saccharomycetales, Saccharomycetaceae.
AUGCCUGGACGGUUCACUAUCAUAAGUUCUUCCUUCAGGAGGUCUAUACAUAAAGUUCCGCUGCGAAGUCAUAUUCAGAGUGUGAAUGCAAAAUCAAUAAUAAAAAUAAAUGAAAAUCAGUUCAAUAAGGUGUCUCUCUAUGAUUACCAUUUUUUCGAAGAGCUUCUACCAUUAGAGCCAGUCAUAAGUUAUAGUCUCAGUAAAUGGCUCUGGUUUAACUAUCAAUUGAAACACUUCCCUUCUUUUGAUUUAAAUAUCAUAAACGUAUUCACGGAUCUUAGCCAAUCCGUCGAGAUGAUACAUUCCAUAAUGAAACAUUUCUACACAACGUUACCAAGGGAUCUAUUCCAGAAGAUUAAUAUCCUGUUGAUUCCCUUUUACAACUGUGGACAUACCAAGGUAACUUACCAAAAGGUUGCUGUUAAAAAUAUCCCGGGAAACGUGCAAUUGCUUGAUAACAUGAGUUUCUGCUCUAUUUUCGAUGAACGUCCUAAUACAGAUAACUGGGAGUCACGCUUACGGUCAAAGCUUUACAUGCAAGAACCUACUUACUUUUUGUUACUAAAUGACAUAUUUAAAAAUUCAUCACAUGAUUUGCUACGAUAUUCCAAAGAUACAGAUUCAUGGAAACAAUGCUUUGUUAUGGAAAACACACAGGGACAAAUACACAAGUCAUUUGAGCAAGAUAUAGAUUUCUGGUGCGCAAAAUAUAUCGAAAUUGCCUUUAAAGAAAACACACCUAAUUCCGGCGAAGUCUAUAUACCAACUCAACUGCUACAGUUCUUCCAUGCUAUGAAAGUCUGCUUCCCCGAUUUCAAAUUUCUGGCAAUUGACACUCCACAGCGUUGGAAACCAUCGUUAUUCAAUAUUCUAAAAGUCUCCACCGGGCAAAUGCCGAUUCAGACAAGCAAAAUAGUGCAACAAAUGCCCAAUAGUUACGGACGCUGCACUUUUAUAACAGAAUUCAUGCAAUUGAAGGCAGUUUGCCAGAAGUUAAACCCGGGACUAAUCUUCGAAGUACAAGAUUUGAACGAAUUUGUCGGUGACUGGAUCGAUUAUACCAAGCCGAAUCCCUAUGAUACACAAUCCCUACAUGAUCCCAAGCAGCAAGUACACUUAAUUAAUAAAAGUUCUCUGGCUGUUCUCCACAAUUGA